Molecule: messenger RNA, 3956 nt
Organism: Mirounga angustirostris (Northern elephant seal)
Lineage: Eukaryota; Metazoa; Chordata; Mammalia; Carnivora; Phocidae
Gene: ABCF3
Product: ATP binding cassette subfamily F member 3
Exons: 21
Coding region: 1530-3659 (709 amino acids)
Molecular function (GO): ATP binding; ATP hydrolysis activity
Source: RefSeq, a predicted model, not a curated record
GGCUCCUCACCCAGCAUAGAGCGCAAUGCAGGACUCAAUCUCAUGACCCUGAGAUCACCACCUGAGAUGAAAUCAAGAGUCCAGUACUUAACCAACUGAGCCACCCAGGCGCCCCUCACUUUUUAAAUUCUAUAAACCAUAGGUUCUCCUCAGCUCUUGCAAUGUUGUUGAAGAAGCCAUCGUUUGUAGUUUCCCCAUCAAUUCCUCUUCCAGGGGCACUUAACCAGGACGCUUAACGAAGCGUCUGCCUUUGGCCCAGGUCAUGAUCCCAGGGUCCUGAGAUGGAGCCCCACAUCGCAUCUGGCUCCCUGGUCGUCGGGAAGCCUGCUUCUCCCUCUCCCACUCCCCCUGCUUGUGUUCCCUCUCUCUCUCUCUCAAAUAAAUAAAUAUUUUAAAAAAUUCCUCUUCCAUCUAUUGCCUAUAAAGUGGUUGUUAGAUCUAGUAGCUUAGCUUUUUAAACUUUUUUUUAAAGUUUUUUUUUAAGUAAUUUCUACACCCAAGGAGGGGCCAAACUCAGGACCCUGAGAUCAAGAGUUGCAUGCUCCUCUGAGCCAGUCAGGUGCCCCAAGCUUUUUAAACUUUAAAUAGUUGGAUUAUCUUUCUAGAUGGCAAAAGGAUAAUGGAUCUUAGGUGAAAAUCUUCAGGUUGUCAGAAUAUUCAUGUUAAAUAUAAAGCAGUAGCAUCAUUUGGGGGAACUUCCUAACUUCUAGAGGGAAUCAGUGAAAGUAGCUUUAUACACUCAUUUACUGAGCUUCCUGGUGCAGAGAAGCCUGUUUUGGGUGUGUAGGUAGGGAAUAAAUACUGAUGAAUUUGCACUGGUCGAUCUCGUUUUCUUGCCCUUUGGCGGUUAAGUGAGCUUGUGCCUUGGGGUGACGUUUGGACUGAGUGAGCACAAUUUGCACAGGUCCACUGACCUGUCAGAGGUGAGAGAACUGAGGCUGGCCGCCCGGCUAAUACAACAAGCCCGUAGGCCCUGGGGACCAGAACAAAACCCGUGGGCCGCCCAGAACUGUGCAGGAGGCUUCUGAGAGGCCAGGGACCGACCAUGAGUCAGCAGAGCUCUCGGUGGUCUCCAAAAUGGACCCGGCUGGGCGCGCUGAGACAGGCGCGCCUCAAGGGAACCCAGAGAUCUAGCGAGGCCCGUGUGCUUUAUCAACUUCCUGUCUCUUGGGAGGUUCCCAGCCGCGGGACCACGGCCGUCUCGUGCACGCCGCCGCCGCCGCCGCCGCCGCCUUUCGGAGCGCCACCUCCCAAAAGGCAGCGAGAAUCGCACAUGUGGCUAGUUUUUCCGCGGAAACGGCGUUGCGCAAGCGCAGAGAGCAGCUCGAGCGUAGGCUCUGAGCGGCGCUUGCGCACGAUUCCUCCAGCCCCGUUCACCCGGUCCACCGGGUUCCGGGCACUCCGCGCCUUUCUUACAUCACCACUACGCAUGCGCCUUGGAAGGAGGGGCGAGCUUUUGGGAGACCGGCAGGAGGCGCGUCUUGGCUGCCGCCUAACGGCGCCUGCGCGGACGGGAGCCCGACUGGAACAUGGCGACUUGCGCUGAGAUCCUGCGGAGCGAGUUCCCCGAAAUUGACGGACAGGUCUUCGACUACGUGACGGGCGUCUUGCACAGCGGCAGCGCGGACUUCGAGUCUGUGGAUGACCUGGUGGAAGCGGUGGGGGAACUGUUGCAGGAGGUGUCCGGGGACAGCAAGGAUGACGCGGGCAUCAGGGCUGUGUGCCAGCGCAUGUACAACACUCUGCGCCUGGAUGAGCCACAGACCCAGGGAAACAGCCAGGUGCUACUAGACGCCCCCAUCCAGUUGUCAAAGAUAACAGAAAACUACGACUGUGGCACCAAACUUCCAGGACUGCUAAAGAGGGAACAGUCCUCGACAGUGAAUGCAAAGAAGCUAGAGAAGGCUGAGGCUCGACUGAAGGCAAAGCAGGAGAAGCGCUCAGAGAAGGACAUACUCAAGACCAGCACUCCUCUGGUCUUGGAAGAGGCAUCAGCCAGCCAGGCAGGCAGCAGAAAAGAGAGUCGGUUGGAAUCAUCUGGCAAGAACAAAUCAUAUGAUGUGCGAAUUGAGAACUUUGAUGUGUCUUUUGGUGAUAGGGUACUACUGGCUGGAGCAGAUGUGAACCUGGCGUGGGGCCGCCGCUAUGGGCUGGUGGGUCGAAAUGGGCUGGGGAAGACGACACUCCUGAAGAUGUUGGCCACUCGGAGCCUGCGAGUUCCAGCCCACAUUUCCCUGCUGCACGUGGAGCAGGAGGUUGCUGGAGAUGACACCCCUGCCCUGCAGAGUGUGCUAGAGAGUGACACCAUGAGAGAGGACCUUCUGCAGAGGGAGCGGAAGCUCAGUGCCCAGAUUGCCACUGGCAGGGCUGAGGGCUCAGAAGCUGCACAGCUGGCGGAAAUAUAUGCCAAACUGGAGGAGAUUGAGGCUGACAAGGCACCUGCCAGGGCAUCAGUCAUUCUUGCUGGGCUUGGCUUUACCCCUAAAAUGCAGCAGCAGCCCACCCGGGAGUUCUCAGGUGGCUGGAGGAUGAGGCUGGCCCUGGCCCGGGCUCUGUUUGCUAGGCCAGAUCUUCUGCUGCUAGAUGAACCCACAAACAUGCUGGAUGUAAGGGCCAUCCUGUGGCUGGAGAAUUACCUGCAAACAUGGCCCUCUACAAUCCUGGUCGUCUCCCACGACCGCAACUUCCUGAAUGCCAUAGCCACAGACAUCAUCCACCUGCACAGCCAGCGACUAGAUGGCUACCGGGGAGACUUUGAGACCUUCAUCAAGAGCAAGCAGGAGCGGCUGCUCAAUCAGCAGCGGGAGUACGAGGCACAGCAGCAGUACCGCCAGCAUAUCCAGGUUUUCAUUGACCGAUUUCGCUACAAUGCCAACAGAGCCUCUCAAGUGCAGAGUAAACUUAAGAUGCUGGAGAAGCUGCCAGAGCUGAAACCUGUGGACAAGGAGUUGGAGGUGGUGAUGAAGUUCCCUGAUGGAUUUGAGAAGUUCUCACCGCCAAUUCUGCAACUAGAUGAGGUGGAUUUCUACUAUGAUCCUAAGCACAUCAUCUUCAGCCGUCUCUCCGUCUCUGCUGAUCUCGAGUCCCGCAUUUGUGUGGUUGGGGAGAACGGGGCUGGGAAGUCGACCAUGCUGAAGCUGCUUAUGGGGGACCUGGCACCUGUUCGGGGCAUCAGACAUGCUCACAGGAAUCUGAAGAUCGGCUACUUCAGCCAGCACCACGUGGAGCAGCUGGACCUGAGUGUCAGUGCUGUGGAACUGCUGGCCCGCAAGUUUCCCGGGCGGCCUGAGGAGGAGUACCGUCACCAGCUGGGCCGGUAUGGCGUCUCUGGAGAACUGGCCAUGCGCCCUGUUGCCAGCUUGUCUGGAGGCCAGAAGAGCCGGGUAGCCUUUGCUCAGAUGACCAUGCCCUGCCCCAACUUCUACAUUCUGGAUGAACCCACAAACCACCUGGAUAUGGAGACGAUUGAGGCUCUGGGCCGUGCUCUCAAUAAUUUCAGGGGCGGUGUGAUUUUGGUGUCCCACGAUGAGCGCUUCAUCCGGUUGGUGUGCCGGGAGUUGUGGGUGUGCGAAGGCGGCGGCGUCACCCGGGUCGAGGGCGGGUUUGACCAGUACCGCGCCCUUCUCCAGGAACAGUUCCGCCGUGAGGGCUUCCUCUAGGGCCACAGGCUGAGGACUGUGCCCAGGACGUGGACUGGUCUCUCAGACCCCUGGGCCACCAUGUAGGCAACCAUCUCCAGGCCACGGACUUCCCCCGACUUUGGGGACAGCCUUAUCUCCGAAUCUCCUUUUGACUGGAGCAUCCUCUGCACAACCCAGGGAGCCGCAUCUAAGUGUCUGUGAGGACUGGUCUUCAAGGGAAGGGGUGGGAGGUGCCCUCUGGCUAUAGAUCCCCCCACUGCCCUGGCUCUGACUGGGCCCCAAGUGGCUGCUGUGUAAAUUAAAUCUCCCCCUGCA